Messenger RNA from Solanum dulcamara, 3059 nucleotides. Its product is annotated as receptor-like protein 9DC3. The coding region runs from base 54 to 2627 and encodes 857 amino acids. Lineage: Eukaryota; Viridiplantae; Streptophyta; Magnoliopsida; Solanales; Solanaceae. The transcript has 2 exons. The record is from RefSeq and is a predicted model, not a curated record. Gene Ontology annotation, molecular function: protein binding.
UUGAUUUCUUCUAUACCAACUUCAUUAGUUUUGAUCAUUAAUUUAGUGAAGAAAUGGGUUGUGUAAAACUUGAAUUUUUUAUGCUAUAUCCCUUUCUCUGUCAACUUGUUUUCUCUUCAUCCUUACCUCAUUUGUGCCCCAAAGAUCAAGCUCUUGCCCUUCUACAAUUCAAGCACAUGUUUACAAUUAAUCCUUAUGCUUCAUAUUAUUGUAGUGACAUAACAUCAUCAUAUCCAAGAACUCUUUUAUGGAACAAGAGCACAGAUUGUUGUUCAUGGAAUGGAGUUCAUUGUGAUGAGACGACGGGACAAGUGAUUGAGCUUGAUCUCCAUUGCAGCCAACUUCGAGGCAAAUUUCAUUCCAAUAGUAGCCUCUUUCAACUCUCAAAUCUCAAGAGGCUUAAUUUGUCGCAUAAUGAUUUCUCUAGAUCACUCAUUUCACCUAAAUUUGGUGAGUUCUCUAGCUUGACGCAUCUUGAUUUGUCAAGUUCAAGUUUUACGGGUGUAAUCCCAGUAGAAAUCUCUCAUCUUUCUAAAUUACACGUUCUUCAUAUCGGGACUGAAUACCCAUAUGAGCUUAGUUUUGGGCCUCACAAUUUUGGACUGCUCCUUAAGAACUUGACCCAAUUAAGAGAUCUUGACCUUUCCAGUGUGAACGUCUCUUCCACCAUUCUUUCAAAUUUCUCUUCUCAUUUAACAUCUCUAAAACUUUCAUUCACACAGUUACGUGGGGUAUUGCCCGAAAGAGUUUUCCACCUCUCCGACUUAGAAUCCCUUGAAUUAUCAUACAAUCCCCAGCUCACUGUUGGGUUUCCUACAACCAAAUGGAAUAGCAGUGCAUCACUCAUGAAGUUACAACUCCGUGAUGUGAAUUUUACUGGUAGGAUACCUGAAUCAUUCAGCCAUCUAACUUCACUUCAUGAGUUGGACAUGAGUUAUUCUAAUCUCUCAGGGCCCAUUCUUAAACCUCUAUGGAAUCUCACCAACAUAGAGUUUUUGUACCUUGAAGAUAAUCAUCUUGAAGGACCAAUUUCCCAGUUCUCGAGAUCUGGAAAGCUCAGGAAGUUAAUACUUAGAAAUAACAGCUUCGAUGGCCAACUUGAGUUCUUAUCCUUCAACAGAAGCUGGACACAACUUGAAGCGCUAGAAAUUUCGUCCAAUUACCUAACUGGUGCAAUUCCAUCCAACGUAAGUGGACUGCAAAACCUACAAACACUCUACUUGUCAUCAAACUGCUUGAAUGGGACUAUACCUUCCUGGAUAUUCUCCCUUUCUUCUCUGAGUGAGUUAGACUUGAGAAAUAACACUUUCAGUGGAAAAAUUCAGGAGUUCAAGUCCAAAAUUUUGUUUGAGGUUUUUCUAAACCAAAAUCAGCUGCAAGGUCCUAUACCAAAUUCACUCCUAAACCAGCCAAGCUUACAAUGGCUUAUCCUUUCGCAAAACAAUUUCAGUGGACAGAUUGCUUCAGCUAUCUGCAAUCUGAAAACACUGCAAGUACUAGAUUUAAGAACCAAUAAUUUGGAGGGAACAAUCCCACAAUGUUUGGGUGAGAUGAGUGAAAACCUUUGGAUUUUGGAUUUGAGCAACAACAGCCUUAGUGGGACAAUUAAUACAAAUUUUAGGAUUGGAAACAAUCUCCAGGUCAUUAGCUUGCAUGGGAAUAAGCUAAUGGGGAAAGUCCCACGAUCGCUGAUCAAUUGCAAGUACUUGGCUCUUCUUGAUCUAGGUAACAAUCAGUUGAAUGACACAUUUCAAAACUGGUUGGGAGACCUACCUUUUUUGCAAAUUUUAAGCUUGAGAUCAAAUAAGUUGUAUGGUCCCAUAAAAUCUUUAGGGAAUAGAAACUUCUUUGCACAGCUUCAAAUUAUAGAUCUAUCAUCCAAUGGAUUUAGUGGGAAUUUACCAGAAAGUUUCUUUGGGAAUUUGCAAGCCAUGAAGAUAAUUGAUAAGAAAACAAGAGCCCCACAGUAUGUUUUUCCUGAUACUUAUUAUCAAUAUGUGAUGACAACUACAACAAAGGGGCAUGAUUAUGAUUCUGUUAGAAUUUUGGCUUCUAACAUGAUUAUCGAUUUCUCAAGGAACAGAUUUGAAGGUCAUAUUCCAAACAUUAUUGGAGAUCUUGUUGGACUUCGUACGUUGAACUUAUCUCAUAAUGUCUUGGAAGGUCGAAUACCAGCAUCACUGCAGCAUUUAUCUGUACUUGAAUCAUUGGAUCUCUCUUCCAACAAAAUAGGCGGUGAAAUUCCACCACAACUUGCAUCUCUCACAUUUCUUGAAGUCUUUAAUCUCUCUCACAAUCAUCUUGUUGGAUGCAUCCCCAAAGGAAAACAAUUUGAUACGUUUGAGAAUAGUUCAUACCAAGGAAAUGAUGGGUUACGUGGAUUGCCACUCUCAAAACAUUGUGGCAGUGAUGAUAGGGUAGCUGAGGUACAUCAAGAAGAAGAAGAAGAUUCACCAAUGAUCAGUUGGCAGGCGGUUCUCAUGGGUUAUGGUUGUGGACUUGUUAUUGGAUUGUCCGUAAUAUACAUAAUGUUGUCAACUCAAUAUCCAGCAUGGUUUUCGAGGAUGGUUGUACAAUUGGAGCACAGAAUUACUAUGAGAAUGAAAAAGCACAAGAAAAGAUAUUAGGAUUCAAAUCUACUGAGUUUUUGGAAUGCUUUAAAAGCCUUUAUAUUUCAUACUUUGUGGAAUUUGCUUAAAGUGUUUGUUAUCCUAUGAAUAAAGACAUGACUUUUCAUCCAUUGAGACUCAACCAGAUUUUGUUUUCAUUUGUCUAUGGCAUGUAAAAACAAAUUCGAGUGAUAAACAGAAGUUGGACACAAACUUGAAUCUUUAGAUCAUUCAAUCAGGCGAUAUGUGCCUCACUAAAAACAUUUGCACUUAACUGUUUCACCUUAACACAAACAUAGAACAUAAAGUUCAGGACACCAUGGACAAAAGUUGCAGUCUUUUUUCAUUGAAGCAGCAGCAAAAUGCCCAACCAAACCAUCACGAGAAAGGGACUAUGAUCUCAUAAAUAGGAAUCUUCCGAUCCACAACUCAGAAUAUCAUAGUAUCCAA